AUGUGUAUCGCAUUGAUCUCAACAGCCCACCCGUCAUACUCUUUGAUCGUAAUUGACAACAGAGAUGAAUUCCUCCACCGGCCAACAUCCACACCAAAUUGGUGGCCUGAGCCAUCCCCGCACGUCCUCGGCUCACGCGACCUAGCUCGAUCAACACACGGUACCUGGAUGGGCGUCACCAAGCACGGAAAAAUAGCAGUUCUCACCAACUAUCGUGAAGACAAAGCUAGCGAAGCCAUCGGGCUCUUCAGCCGAGGUGUCAUCGUCAACAGCUGGCUCACCAGCCCCCCAAACAGAAAAGAAGCCACUCGAGAAUUCGUACAAGCCAUCGUGGCCAGCCCAGAAGCCAAGCAAGUGGGAGGAUUCAGCCUGGUGUGUGGCCAUAUCAAUGAACCCUUGGCCAUAGUCUCCAACCGAUCCUCCGACAUGGACCACAUCACCUGGGUAGCCACGGAGAAGAACCAGACCCGCGGACUGAGCAACACCAGCGUUGAUGACAGAAGCUGGCCGAAGAUCAUUGACGGGGAGAAGCUAAUGGAAGCUGCUAUUGCCGAGCAUGUGCGACAAGAAGAAGAUGAAGAUGUCUUGAUUGAUCGUCUGCUGCAGGUUCUCAGCACCGAUACCCUGCCCCGACUGUCAGAAGAGAAUGCAACCAUUGAUACAUAUACACAUCACCUGCGCAAGAGUAUCUUCAUUCCCGUCAUCGGCACUGCAAACGACCGCCACCAAGCUGCAGAGAAGGCUGCAGCCGCUCGGGUAGAAGAUGAAGCAACUCCCACAAACGGCCCAGUGGAUCAAAGUUAUACAUCUGGAUCUUAUGGAACCCAGAAGCAGACAGUCCUCCUGGCACAGCCGGACGGGCGAGUUCGGUAUUUUGAGAGGACACUUUACGACAACGAUGCUCAGGCCGUGCCUGUUGGGCAGGGUGACCACUCGUUUGAAUUCAACACUACACACACUAUAGCUCCAGUUCAGCUCUAG
Molecule: messenger RNA, 981 nt
Organism: Penicillium soppii
Lineage: Eukaryota; Fungi; Ascomycota; Eurotiomycetes; Eurotiales; Aspergillaceae
Product: NRDE family protein
Exons: 2
Coding region: 1-981 (326 amino acids)
Biological process (GO): protein secretion; Golgi organization
Cellular component (GO): Golgi apparatus
Source: RefSeq, a predicted model, not a curated record